CGGACUUACGUGUAUGUAGACGACAUCAACAGGAUUCUUUAAUUUCAUUACAAACAAUUACACGGAUGUCACCUAGAAACACUUGGGAAAUCAUUGUCUUUCAUUCACAAGACAUAUUAUUCCCAUUUUAAGUCAGCAUAUACCCUUUGUUUGUUUUGACUUUUGCGAUGAUCAAGAGGUGAAGCUAUACAAACCUCCCUUUUACCACAACGAUAACGGAUUAGUCGUCGAAUAUGCCGGAAAAACCAUUACAAGCAGCGCGAAUAGUGUCGAGUGUUGCAGCAACAUGCAUUGCAUUGGCAUGUGGAACGAACUAUGCUUUCUCCAAUUGGGGUCCGCAAUUCGCCGAUAGAUUGAAGUUAUCUUCGACACAGAUUAAUCUGAUAGUAAGUUUACAGCGUGCCGGCCAUUCACUGUUGAUAUCAUGCUAAUGAUAUAAAUAGGGACUGUUCGGGAAUCUGGGAAUGUAUUCAUGUGGGAUACCAAUUGGGUUAUUGGUAGAUGGAAAGGGACCUCGACCUGCUGUAAUAUUGGGAAUGCUGUUGCUCGCCGCCGGAUACUUUCCUUUAUAUCAAGCAUAUAAUAAAGGAUCCGGAUGGCUACCGCUACUAUGUCUCUAUUCAUUCUUUAGUGGACUCGGGGGUUGUUCUGCUUUCGCAGCUUCCAUUAAAACUUCAGCUCUUAAUUGGCCACAUAACAGAGGCACCGCGACAGCCUUUCCUCUAGCGACUUUCGGACUCAGUGCAUUUUUCUUUUCGGCCUUUACUGCAUUUACAUUUCCAGGGGAUGCGGGCCAUUUUUUGUUAGUUCUAGCUUGUGGAACAAGUGGAACAGUCUUUCUAGGAUUCUUCUUUCUUCGGGUUAUACCGCAUGCUCAUUACUCGGCCCUGCCCGGUCACAAUCGAUCCGAUUCAAAUCGGCUUCAUCGCACAAAAUCGGAGGAAAAUAAGCGACGGGAAGAUAGAGAUACUUUGGAGGGUGAACCUGGUACGUUCUCCCAAUCCUUUGCGUCUUCGGGCAAUCACCAUAUCCUAAACCAUCAUGUGAUAGGGGCAGAGGUACCUGAGAACGGCGUUAUGUCCGAAAUUGACGAAACGUCCUCCUUGAUGUCAAAAUCAACCGAUGAAGAAUCAAGAGAAACUGUAGCCGAAACUGACAAGAAGGAUCAUGCUCAUCGUGUAGAUAUUCGAGGAUUUCAAUUAUUCAAAACAAUCGAAUUUUGGCAAUUGUUUGCUUUGAUGGGCAUUUUGACAGGUAUUGGAUUGAUGACUAUUAAGUAAGUCUUUCAUUGUACGCAAACUAAAGCCUCGACUAAUCUCCCCCAGUAAUAUCGGAAAUGAUGCUCAAGCACUUUGGCGUCAUUGGGAUGACUCCAUUCCAGAGGAAUUCAUUAUGCACCGUCAAGCGAUGCAUGUAUCCAUCCUUUCCGUUUGUUCAUUCACAGGUCGUCUCCUUUCAGGUACUUUAUACUUUUCCUUCUAAAUCCCCUAUCCACUAACAUCCACAUAGGCGUCGGUUCCGACUUUCUUGUCAAAGUCCUUCGUUGUAGCGGUCUUUGGUGUCUUACACUCGCCUCAAUAAUCUUCUUCAUCGCGCAAAUUGCUGCUCUCAACACCGAAAACCCACAACUCCUCUUCCUUGUAUCUUCAUUCACUGGUCUCGGUUACGGUUUUCUCUUCGGUUGUUUCCCAUCCUUAGUAGCCGAUGCAUUUGGUGUUCAUGGUCUCUCCACAAAUUGGGGCUUCAUGACUCUUUCUCCCGUCAUAUCGGGAUACAUUUUUAACCUCUUCUAUGGCAUAGUCUAUGAUCGUCAUAGUAUCGUGAAAGAUGGUGGUGUAAGAGAAUGUACAGAAGGCUUACAAUGUUAUCGUAGCGCUUAUUUGGUUACGGUUGGAGCAUCAGUGUUAGGUUUACUGGUUAGUUUAUGGUGUAUAAGAUAUACGCAUUUGGAAAGGAUGGAGGAAGCGAGAAAAUUUGAGGCAGAUGAGAGGGAUGAGUAAGGACCUAUUUCUCGGUGUUCUAAGAAAAUAUUAACAACCUGAGAAUGCUAAGGCAACAAGAGAAGUUCUGAUAACAUUAUGGUGUUAUCAUCUUGUCUUGUCUACUGCGACGAGAAAGACAUGUGUAGGACUGGAAUCUGUUUAUUUGAAUAGAUGGUUUUUGGGGAUUAGGAUGGAUAGUUAGCCGGUCAGCUACCAUAUCAAUUCGAAGUUUAGAGGAAAUAACAAGGGGUUUAUGAGGAUUAGGAUGGAUAGGUAGUUAGCCGAUUCGGCUACUUAUAUCAUUUUGAGGUUUAUUAGACAAGGAAAUAACAAGGGGGCUUUUUUUUUCUUUCCAUUCUUUGCACUAUUUUAUUUCUCUUGAAUGCCGGUAAUAUAUAUAAACAUGUAGAUAUAGAGAUGGGAUAGGUAA
Messenger RNA from Sclerotinia trifoliorum, 2412 nucleotides. Lineage: Eukaryota; Fungi; Ascomycota; Leotiomycetes; Helotiales; Sclerotiniaceae. The record is from the annotation of a GenBank genome assembly.